Drosophila mauritiana is the source of this 783-nucleotide messenger RNA. RefSeq names its product pheromone-processing carboxypeptidase KEX1-like. Gene Ontology annotation, molecular function: RNA binding. The transcript has a single exon. The record is from RefSeq and is a predicted model, not a curated record. The coding region runs from base 69 to 629 and encodes 186 amino acids. NCBI's taxonomy places the organism in Eukaryota, Metazoa, Arthropoda, Insecta, Diptera, Drosophilidae.
GGAGCACUUCGAAAAAGAAAAAUUUUUGACAAUCAUUCAACUAAGUAAAAAUAAAAUAAAAAGAUAAAAUGCCUGGAAUUGAUAUCGCGGGAAUUGAACUUACCUGUGGACCGACUCAUCUGAAGAGCAGGAUCCUAGUGAGAAACCUACCGCCUUGCACCCGCGAGGAGCUGUCUUUGCUCUGCUUUCCCUUUGGCCAAAUCCUUGGCUCGCAGGUGAUCGAUACCUACGGGUAUAUCCAGUUUGAAAGUUCAACCGAGGCCAAGAGAGCCAUAGAAUCGCUCGACCAUUUUUUAUUCAAAUCGAAGGUUCUCCAAGUCUCGAACGCCAGUAUCAGUUCCCUCAAGGCCACUUUUUCUGGCACUGCUCCCCAGAAAAGGAGGAGGAUCGAAUGGUCUGAUGUGGAUGAUGUUCUCCUCGUGGAGCGGAUUGACUAUGAGGACGAUAAGGACGGUGAGGACGGUGAGGACGGUGAGGACGAUGAGGGCGAUGAGGGCGAUGGGGACGAUAAGAACGAUAAGGACUAUGUGGUAGAGGAUGACUCCGAAAGCGAUGACGAUGAGGAUGAACGCCAGAAAUCUCGCUCACGCAAGAGGAAGAGAAAACAGAGCGACAAAAACAAGAAGUAAUACGUCCGAAAUAGCAAAUCUCUAGGAGAAAAACACAGAAGCACCAACUCUUUAAAGAUGAGCACAAUUUAAUACAAUAAAAGCACAAAAGCUGUCUGCACGAAUAACUGUUCGACUCUCUCUCUAAAAAGAAAACACCAACAUUAUAUAUCUU